This is a messenger RNA of Vigna angularis (adzuki bean), 1338 nucleotides long. RefSeq lists its product as uncharacterized. Lineage: Eukaryota; Viridiplantae; Streptophyta; Magnoliopsida; Fabales; Fabaceae. The transcript has 8 exons. Bases 307 to 1155 code for a protein of 282 amino acids. The record is from RefSeq and is a predicted model, not a curated record.
CAAACACGCCACCACACAAGUGUUGUUUCGUUUCUUUGCGAUUAUUGUACUUUCUUAUUCUGUUCUCUAAUUAAUAUCUUGUCCUUGAUUCUCCUGUUCGUAGCCUUCAUUAUUUUUUCAUUAUUUGUUUCACAUCCAUUAUUGAUGUUUAUCAGUAUCCGACCACAUUAAAUAACUCACUGUAGGCUCGUUUGUUUUUAUAGGUGGAACCUGUUAUAGCUAGAAAUUGGAGGUUUGGAUCACAUAUAUAUAUAUAUAUACCUCUUCAUCUUCUUCAUUGGUUCACCAAAUUAGAAUUUGUUUGAGAUGGAUGCUUCUUGGGGGAUUGCUGGAUACAAGUAUGAUUGCUUGCUUUUCGAUAUGGACGAUACUCUCUACCCAUUGAGCUCAGGUCUCAAUUUGGCAUGUCGGAAGAACAUAGAAGAGUACAUGUUAAAACACUUGCAUAUGGAAGAAAGUGAAGUACCAAAGAUUUGCCUGGACUUCUACAAGGAAUAUGGGACAACUAUGGCAGGACUAAAGGCCUUUGGUUAUGAAUUUGAUAAUGAUGAAUUUCAUGACUACGUGCAUGGAAGACUACCAUACUGGAAACUGAAGCCAGAUCCAGUGUUAAGGAACCUUCUGUUUUCCAUGCCUCAGCGUAAAAUAGUAUUCACCAAUGCAGAUCAGGCUCAUGCACACCAAGUGCUCAACAGAUUGGGCUUGAUAGAAUGUUUUGACAGUAUUAUAUGCUUUGAAACGCUUAAUCCUCCUGAUCACAAAGAUGUACCAACUGAUAAUCGCGUGCUAGCAUGGAGCAACUGCAACUCGUUGAACAAAGAAGAUUGUAACCAGGUAGAGAGUGAAUGCUUUAACUCCAAGACACAAAUCCUCUGCAAACCCUCUGUUGAAGCCAUUGAAGCUGCCAUUCAGAUUGCUAAUGUAGACCCAAGGAAAACGUUGUUUUUUGAUGACAGUGCUAGAAACAUUGCAAGUGGGAAAGCUGCUGGAUUUAACACAGUUAUUGUGGGACGCUCAGAUUUGGUGCCGGGAGCUGACCAUGCACUGAACAGCAUUCAUAACAUCAAAGAAGCAUUACCCGAGAUAUGGGAAGUUGAGGGAGACCACCAGCAAAUAAUCCAAUCUCAAGCAGUUGAAACCAUGGUCCUUGCAUAGAUUUUGCUUUGAAUAAGCAAAUUUUUACUAUCGAGCAAUCCCAACCAUGGUGCAUAGCAGUUGGCUCCCCACAAACAGUGAUGCUUAAAAAUGUAAAUCAUGUUGUUGGGAGCAUGUGACGUAAACGCAAAUAACAAUAGCAUAAAGAAAUGGAAAUGAGAAUAUUAUUGUUCUAAAGAUUAA